AUGCUGCUGGGCAUUGGAGUGGAUAUUGUCCAUUUGCCUCGAAUUGCAAAAAUACUGACUAGACGCCAGAAUAACUGCCACCUUUUAUGCCGUCGUAUAUUGAGUUCUAAAGAACAAGCGGAUUUCCAGGCGAGAUUCCCAAACGCUGUCAAAUCGAAUCACACAGAAGCCGAUCCUAACGUAGUGAGAUUUCUUGCAACAUGCUGGAGUAUCAAGGAAGCUAUGUAUAAAGCGAUGUAUCCUGAGCGAAAACUGACUUGGAAAGAAGUCACCGUUGAUCGGAUAGCUGGAGGAAAACCUAGAGCCAUUCUUGCUGGCCAAGAUAAAUCCAUACAUACCCAUAUAUCAGUCUCUCAUGAUGGAGAUUAUGCUGUUGCCUAUGCAGUCAUCGAAAAACUAUAGUCAUGUUUGGAAAGCGAGAGCAUUCUGCUACAAUAAAGCGGGCUGACGAUAUUCAGUACCGCGAGACCGCAAUUUAUGUAUGACGAUCGUUGAUAGCUGCCAUGAUAAGAAGUAUUGAAAUAGAACACUUAAACAUUGUUGUACGAUGGUCG
Molecule: messenger RNA, 554 nt
Organism: Umbelopsis ramanniana AG
Lineage: Eukaryota; Fungi; Mucoromycota; Umbelopsidomycetes; Umbelopsidales; Umbelopsidaceae
Exons: 3
Coding region: 1-402 (133 amino acids)
Biological process (GO): fatty acid biosynthetic process
Molecular function (GO): holo-[acyl-carrier-protein] synthase activity; magnesium ion binding
Source: RefSeq, a predicted model, not a curated record